CGCACUCUAUCUGGAAGAGAUCGAUUCGGUGUUUUAGUAUAAAAGCCACUGCCGGGUUCUGAAUCAAAUCAUAAGUACUUCAAGUGUUCAAACCACUAAAACCUUACCCUUUCUAAGCAAAUCUAACAAUCUUCUAAGAUGAAGUGCGUCAUUGCCGCUGUUGUAAUUGCCCUCGCCGUUGCUGCGGAAGCCAGCUGGGGACCAUGGGGAACCGUCGUGCAGUCUAAUGUUCCGGCGUGGCCAGCAGCUCAUUGGGCUGGUGCUUACGGAGCGUGGCCAGCUGCUGCCGGUCAUUGGGACGGAGCUUGGACCGGUGCCGGACAUUGGGGUGGAGCCUGGCCUGCAGCCGCCCACUGGGGUGUCCCAGCUGCUUCGGUUGCCCAUCAUGCUGGAGUUGUUCCCGGAGCUGUCUCUGUGAACGCCAACCGUGGCUCUGUCCAUGUUGCACCACUCGCAGGACAUGCCGUCUCUCAGAAGCAACUUAAUCUCGCCCCAGCCCCAGGAACUAUCUAAGAUAACACAAUAAGGAUUAAACUCACCCCCUUAUGUCACAACAGGAAACAACAGGAUGCUCAAUUGACCCAAACAUAAACAAAAUGCGAUCAACUACUGCCAUGCUCGUGACACUGAUGCCGAAGUUCUGUGUUGUACGUUUUACUCAUCAUCAUUAGAGGAUAUAUUUACCGUUGUAAAUAAAAAUGAACUCUCAAAAACUUAA
Molecule: messenger RNA, 718 nt
Organism: Toxorhynchites rutilus septentrionalis
Lineage: Eukaryota; Metazoa; Arthropoda; Insecta; Diptera; Culicidae
Product: adult cuticle protein 1-like
Exons: 2
Coding region: 139-513 (124 amino acids)
Source: RefSeq, a predicted model, not a curated record